AAGGGAGGGAGGGAGACAGGAACAUCUGGGGUAGCUCCAGUCCAGUCUUUCUGCUUUAACCCCACCCACAGGCGCAUUUCUCAACACUGCGCUCCCCUACCUGCCGAGGGAACCCAAAAUCUGUGCGUUAAAGGACUAAAACGACACCGAAGCGGAAAGAAAUAUAUAUCAUCGCGUGUCCGUCGACUCACGAUGGACUGAUACUUAUUUUGGUUUGAAGAUAAACUACAACCAGCAAGAGAGGAACUCCAGACAAGACGUAUUUGACUGCCAGCCAAGGACAUGGACUGGAAGACUUUCCAAGCCCUGCUCAGCGGGGUGAACAAAUACUCCACUGCGUUUGGGCGGGUAUGGCUGUCUGUGGUGUUUGUGUUCAGGGUGAUGGUGUACGUGGUGGCAGCGGAGCGUGUGUGGGGUGACGAGCAGAAGGACUUUGACUGCAAUACAAAGCAGCCUGGCUGUGCCAACGUCUGCUACGACCACUUCUUCCCCAUCUCCCACAUCCGCCUGUGGGCCCUGCAGCUCAUCUUCGUCACCUGCCCGUCCUUCAUGGUGGUGAUGCACGUGGCGUACCGCGAUGAUCGCGAGCGCAAGCACAGGGCGAAGCAUGGGGAAAACAGCAAGCUGUACAACAACACGGGCAAGAAGCACGGCGGCUUGUGGUGGACCUAUCUGAUCAGCCUCUUUGUAAAGACGGGCAUUGAGGUCUCCUUCCUCUACAUCCUGCAUCGCGUCUACGACAGCUUCUACCUGCCGAGGCUGGUCAAGUGCAGUGUGGAUCCUUGUCCCAACCUGGUGGACUGCUACAUCGGCCACCCCACUGAGAAGAAGGUCUUCACCUAUUUCAUGGUGGGAGCGUCGGCCCUCUGCAUCAUCCUAAACAUCUGUGAGAUCAUUUAUCUCAUCUCCAAACGCAUUGUGCGAUGCGCCAACAAGGUCAAGAGGCGCAAUCGCAACAUGGCCGUGCAUCAUGAGGACUACAGCAAGGAACCCUUUAACGAUUGUGACGUGGAUAUGUCGAAGAUGGACCUGAAGGACAAGCCUCCGUCCUUUAGGAGUGCGUUCAAGUCUUCAAACCGGCUGCAGGGACUCAAACUGGAAGAGAGGAUUCGGGCAUCUGCUCCGAACCUGUCCACUUCUUCGUGAGGCUGAAGAUCGAGAGAUGCUUGGACUCGAUGACAAACCUCAGUGAGACUCAGAACUAUGAGCCAAUUUAAAGUAUGUGUCAAACCCUGGAAGUUGAGUCAUCUGUACUGGAUUCAUCCUGUGGGCCCCUGUGUCCACAUUUCUUGGACUCUUCUGAGUUUAUGAACUUUCCAAGUCAACAUCCUCAAUAUUUACAAGUCACCUUUAGAGCCAGAUUGAUUUAAAUAUGUGUUCGUUUUUAAAUACAAUAAAGGUCUCAGUGCCUUUUAACCCAUAUCAGAACAUUCCUUUGAGGUGUCUCUGUCCUUCUUUUCAUCAGAGUUUUGACUCUGAAAGCUUCGCUCACGGAGUUAGGACACACCUGGUGGAGGUAUUCACCCUCCCUGCCAGUGUAUACAGUGGUGUGUCAGAAUGCUCUGCUGUCACUGAAUGUUUGAUGUCCAUUUCAGUGGUCUCUUUUGUUAAACUGAACUGACACAACAGCUUCACCACAAUGAAUGGUAAACAAUUCUGCCUUGUGAGUGUGGACACUCCAGAGUCAUAGAGUUAUGGCUGAGCAAUACUUGAAGGUGUGCAAACUGGCCAAUAUGUUGUUGUUUUACUGCAUUUAUUUUCUCAGAUUAAAUGUAUAAUUGGUAUAUUUCUUUAUCUUAGGCCUCGACGGACAUAGCUUGGUCUCAGGUUGCACAGUCACAUGCUGUAUAUAGACUGCCUAUGCGUUUGGACAUGCUUGUACACAAACUCGCCGAAUACAAGACCAAUGUUGAUUUAAAUAAGGCGAAAGGAAUGCUGCUGUUUAAUUUUGUGUUGGUAGAGCUGGAGCACAGAGGAGGAUGUGGAAGGAAGGACAGACAAACAGAUGGCUCAUUGAACUACUUUUUUGGUGAGUCCCUAAUCGUCCUCUGUAGACAUCACAUGGAGAUGUAUUUUAUGCACUUGUUAAAAACUUGUUAAUAAUAUCAUUUUUACAAAACUAAAUAAAUUAAAUUUAUUGAA
Messenger RNA from Plectropomus leopardus (leopard coralgrouper), 2142 nucleotides. It is a transcript of the gene gjb3, whose product is annotated as gap junction protein beta 3. The record is from RefSeq and is a predicted model, not a curated record. NCBI's taxonomy places the organism in Eukaryota, Metazoa, Chordata, Actinopteri, Perciformes, Serranidae. Gene Ontology annotation, molecular function: gap junction channel activity. Gene Ontology annotation, cellular component: connexin complex. Gene Ontology annotation, biological process: cell-cell signaling.